This is a messenger RNA of Leguminivora glycinivorella, 1055 nucleotides long. RefSeq lists its product as uncharacterized. Lineage: Eukaryota; Metazoa; Arthropoda; Insecta; Lepidoptera; Tortricidae. The record is from RefSeq and is a predicted model, not a curated record. The transcript is spliced from 3 exons. The coding region runs from base 107 to 763 and encodes 218 amino acids.
UUUUUUCCUCCCCACCAGGUACACGGGCGAGAAUCUCCAAGCGGGCGACUGCGGGAUAACCUUCCCCCACGCCAAAGAUACCGAUGCUGGUCUUUGGACGUGUCACAUGGGGCCCAGCGAUCAAGUAGGCGUAGAGGUCACUGACCGCCUCAACGUGAGGGUCACGGGGCCCCUAGCAGCGAACUAUCAGGAGAUAGAAGCAGUUAUAAGGGAAACGGUGACUGUGUACUGUCGGACGGCGAAUGGGAUUCGACCGUUGGAUUACUGUCGGUUCAUGACGCCUGAUGCGGUCGGGCUAAGCGUCGAUGAAACUGUUACGAAGGAGAAUCCAAUACUAAACCGCUUCUACUUCACGCCCGGCCGCUCGCUGAACCGUGGAGACUGCUCGCUUACCAUCAGUGCUACCCAAUACGAAGACCUGGGGGAGUGGACUUGUGCCGCCGUGGUCGACGGGGCCGCUCAAGAAGCGAGGGACACAGUUACUGUGUAUGUAAGCGGUUCAUCGCACAACGCCCGGACGCUUUCUCAAGCCGGCAUAGCUGGCAUGGUAAUAGGCCUUGUGGCUCUCCUGGCAGCCCUAGGGGGGGUAGUCUGGUACAAACGACACUCCUUCUUCCCCAGGUCCAACAGUUCCACGGACCCGACUGUCGGGUUCAGCCGCCGUGGAUUCUCUACCACUAGCAGCGGGUCCUCAAACAGUUCAAAUAGCAGUGUAUUGGAUGUUGUACAAUUGCCUACAAGAAUAUUGCAAAGUUCAUCUUGAAAUGUGUAAAUAUUGUACUUGAAAUUAGUAAAAUGUCUUGUAAUUCUUGCAUAAUUAUGUCUUUUUUGUCAGGUAUUGUGAUCAUAAUCCUUCCGAUCUUCGUUUUACGUAAUCAUUCAUGACAAGUGAUAACUUAAUAAGCCUAAGUGGGCAUUACUCGCAUCAUAUUUAGGAUGUAGAUUUUUAUACCUAAUACAUAAUAUGUAUAUCCUCUUCGUUAUCUGUACAUGUCUGUUGUUUCCCCAAUACCUAGGUACAGGAAAUAAAAUAACACUUCUGUUUUCAAUUUGUA